Molecule: messenger RNA, 1680 nt
Organism: Chrysemys picta bellii (western painted turtle)
Lineage: Eukaryota; Metazoa; Chordata; Testudines; Emydidae
Source: RefSeq, a predicted model, not a curated record
GUAGCUGGGCAGCGCUGCACCCCCUUCACCUCAAGCCGGGGCAGGGCCUCUCGGGUCUCGCCGCAGAUUAUGUCAGCGCUGAGGCGAAGGGGGCGGGGGGACGGAGGAGAGGCUCAAAAAUAGCCCGAUGACUGCAGCGGCGGGGCUGAGCCGUGGGAUAGAUACGGCAGCAGUUACGACCAGGCGCCGCCUCAGCAGCCCGAGGAGCUCCCAGACCAGACGCUCUGCAUGGGAUGAGGAGGCGGUCAGCCAUGGCCAGUCGCGGCAGCUGCACUGAGGAGGAGGAAGAGGAGAGGGAGGACGCCGCCCUGAGGAAGCUGAUCGUUCGCCUCACAAACGUGCAGGAGGGGAAGCAGCUGGAGAGCUUGCUGCAGACGCUGGAGGACCUGCUGGCCUUGGCCCACCGGCCCCGCGCGCCCAGGCUGUUCGGCGGCCGAAACGUCCACGUGCCCUUGUUGCUGGUGUUGGACUCCUACCUGCGAGUGGCCGCGGUGCAGCAGGUGGGUUGGUCGCUUCUUUGUAAAUUAAUAGAAGUGUGUCCAGCCACUCUAUGUAACAUAGCUCCUCAAGAUGUUGGAAAGGAUUGGGAAGUACUUGGUGUUCAUCAGCAUAUUCUUAAAAUGCUUACUAUCCACAAUGCAAACAGAAACCUCUUGAUAAUAGGACUCAAGGCACUAAAUCUACUACUCUCUUCAGAUAUAAUUACCAUUAUGCUCUUGGAUGAAGAGACAGAUGUAUUUUUGUUGGUGUUUGAUGCUAUGCAAACCUUCCCAAACAAUGAAGAAAUCCAGCAAUAUGGAUGUAAAACUUUGCACAUGCUUUUUGAGAAAGGUAUUUAUAUUUUGCAGUUUAUCAAGAUGAAAUUACUCAUAAUUUGGGAAUAAACUAAAGAUGCAUACCUAGCUGCAAAAAUACAUGCUAUGAGUUCUGAACUGUUAUAUUUUUAUAUAAGUAAAGAAAGGAUCACACCUCAGUUGAUUGGGUGAAUCAAUACAAAACCCAGCUUUCAAGAUCAUACAAGAAAAUACUCCAUUGACUUGAGUGCUGCUAAAAAGCUGUCAGUCCAAUGUCCAUUUGUAAAUGUUUUCAGUUCAGAAUAGUUGUGAUUCUGAUUUCUGUUUCUGAAAUUGCUAAAGGUUUGAAGACUUUCACAUUUACUGUAUAAUCGUUUGUUUUAAUGUAUUCAGAAAAAGAAAAUCUUUAUGUACUGAAAACCUGCGAAAUAGUUUUUACUUGCCAUAGCUGGUUUUGAUAGAUCAUGAUAUUAUUAAAGCAGGUCUUUAAUCAAAGUGAAUCAUCUUGUUUUAAAGUUAAUUUUAAGAAAUGCAACACCUUUACUGAACCCACAACUAUUUCUGCUCACAGGGCUGGCCCACAACAUUUUGGCACCUGAAGCGGGGAGCUCAAAUGAAAUCCCUAUGCCCCCUCGCUUGGGCCAAAACUUUGAAAGGUCUCAAUUCUGCCUUCUUCCUGUUCUGUUCCUCUCAUGGUACUGCUCUGCUACCUACUCUAAUAAAGGAGAACUAACAAACUUAAACACUUACAUUUUCUGUUCAGGCAUUUGAAAGUUAACUUUUCUUAUCUGCACAGUAAACACGGACGUUUUUAUCUGUUUGAAUAAUCAAAGUGGUGCUUUCCGUGCAUUCUUGGUUGCAAAGAUUUGACCUGCUUCCUGAAGGU